ACUGUAUAAUAAUAUUACAAUGAGAGAUAAGUAUGAAGAAGAAAAGCAAGAUCUUGUCAAAAACUUUAAAGAGGCUUUUGAUAAGAAUCCUGAGCAAAAGCCAAAGAAGAUUAAGAAUAAUCUUGAGGAGAAAAUGGUCAUUGAGAAACGAUUCCAAAUUGAAGAGAAAAUAGGUAGUGGUACUCAUGGCCAUGUCUUCAGUGGAGUAGAUCUCAAAAAUUGAGCAUAUAUUGCAAUGAAAAUUGUCCCUCAAGAAAAACUGUCCACUUCAAGGUUCAAUCAGGAAAUCUUUAUAGUAAAAUAAACUUUCUUCAGGGGCAAAGAGUAAAGGAUUUCCCAAGUUCAUACAGAAGGGACAGUGCGAUAACAACAACUACUAUAUUAUGCAGAAAUUAGGGAACUCACUAAAAUUGAUGUCUAAACUGAUCAACAAGUUCACUUUAGAAAAUAUUUUGAUGCUAUCUUUGCAGCUAAUAGGGCGGCUGAGGGUGAUUCAUUCUUUCAAUUAUAUCCACAGAGAUAUCAAGCCAGCCAACCUGAUGUUUGGUACUGGCAAGGAUUGGAAUACACUAUAUGUCAUAGACUUUGGGUUGUCUACAAAAGUCAGCAGUUUUAGAGACGCUGAAAUACCAAAGCAUAUUUUUCAGCCAGAAUAUGUCUAUCUCUCUGGGACUCCAAACUAUGCUAGCAUUAACCAGCACUGAGGGUGGGAAGAGUGAUUCAAAAAGGAUGAUAUAGAAGGAGCAAUGUACAUGCUAAUUCAUCUUCUCAAAGGAUCACUCCCAUGGGAAAACAUCAAAGAAGAUGACAGAUUUUAUACGAUGAUGAAAAAGAAACAGCUUGUCACCACAGAAGAACUUUGUGGGGAAAUGCCAGAACGUCUUAUUGAGAUGGUAGAAUAUAUCCGGAGUAUGCGAAUUUAUGAUCAGCCCGAUUAUUCUUUUAUUAGUGACAUUAUUUUGAAAACCGCUUGUGAAGAAAAUAUCACCCUUCAUUUGGUAGAAUCUUUUCAUAAAUUUAAAUGGGAUUUCAAAUAAAGGCAAAGAGAAAUUCCACACCAAUGUUGUAAAAGAGCCAAUAUGAGGUUAUCUCGGAGCUGAAAGGCCGGUCUCUCAACCUCCUAUUCAAAAAUUCAAAUUUGUUUCUAAUUACGAAGCAAAUAAGGCUCCUCUAAAGCUAGAGCGAAAUAAGGCCAGGGAAAAGUUGUUGGCUAAUAUUAAAAGCAAAAGUAAAAUCUCUACUGAAAAAGAGCCUGGUAUUAAUCCUCCUAAAAAGAUUAAACAAUCGAAGAAAUUUCACAGAUCCAUCACCACUAAAAGGAUCCGUCACAUUAAGUUCAACUGGUGAGCUGAUGAAAUCAUGGAGGCGAUGCAUGAAAAUAGGCUGUGUGUGAAAGACAGCUAUAUGAAGAAGAGUAAAUCUCCAUCUUGCAAUGUCAAACCUAAUUACUUUGAGCUGAAGAGCUUUAUGUCUGCAAAACCAGAGAACAACAAGCAUGAAGACCAGAAGUCUGAAGAUCAGCCUAAAGUUGACCUUAAGGUCACUCCAACUUUCUUGGAAUUUGAAGCUCUUGAUAAAGAUGAGUUCUCAAGCGACCAAAGAGGGAUUUCUUUAAGAAAGCCAAAGAUGUUUGGCCAUAAUCAUAAUAAUUUGAAAAGAGUGUGAGCCAGGAUGGACUAUGAACACCAAGCUGCUCGGAUACAAAGCAUGAUGCAAUAGAUGAUGUGUAUAUAUCAUAUAAUAUCUCUAUCUCUUAAGAUCAGUAAAAAUUA
Molecule: messenger RNA, 1772 nt
Organism: Moneuplotes crassus
Lineage: Eukaryota; Ciliophora; Spirotrichea; Euplotida; Euplotidae
Source: the annotation of a GenBank genome assembly